Etheostoma cragini (Arkansas darter) is the source of this 2168-nucleotide messenger RNA. It is a transcript of the gene cdip1, whose product is annotated as cell death-inducing p53 target 1. Gene Ontology annotation, biological process: intrinsic apoptotic signaling pathway in response to DNA damage by p53 class mediator; tumor necrosis factor-mediated signaling pathway. Gene Ontology annotation, molecular function: zinc ion binding. NCBI's taxonomy places the organism in Eukaryota, Metazoa, Chordata, Actinopteri, Perciformes, Percidae. The coding region runs from base 277 to 885 and encodes 202 amino acids. The transcript is spliced from 5 exons. The record is from RefSeq and is a predicted model, not a curated record.
AAGUUUUUUUUUGUUGUAGAGUACAGUAACGUUAUGAUACGCAUUUGUACAUGUGUUUACAAAUUCCCUGCCUGUGAAAAUAUUUAAUGACGUCAAGUGUAAAUCCGUCUCACCGGAUGUUGAUUCUCACCGAAAGGGUCGGGCUGCUAACGGUAAAAGCUUCAGUGACACCGCGGGCAGGCUGCGUUUCUCACAAAACCAGAAUAAAAGUGCACAGUAGAGUUGUGAGCGUAGCACUGUGUCCAAGCCCUUUCCCUAUACAGACAUCCGGCCAGCAUGUCCAGUGAUCCUCCCCCUCCGUACCCCGGAGGUCCCAGUGCUCCACUCAUUGAGGAGAAGAAUGGACAACCUGUUCCUAUAAGAAAUGCCCCUAUACAAGGACAACCCUUGCCUCCAGACUACGGUCCUCCACCCUACGAGGGCCCACACCCAGGCUUCCUUCCCCCACAUGUUCCUGGAGAAGGGCCCAUGCCCAUGCCAAUGCCUAUGCCUCAAGGCGGCCUUUACCCACCUCCGCCCGGUCACUAUCCACACCCAAUGCCAGGACACAUGGGCCCUGGUCCCAGUCACUUUGUCCACAUGGAAGGUCACACAGCGACCGUCCUCGCUCCUCCAGGAGCAGCCACCACUGUGACCGUACUGCAGGGGGAAAUGUUCCAGACUUCACCAGUGCAGACUGUAUGUCCGCACUGCCAGCAGGCAAUCACCACCCGCAUCUCCCACGAUGUCGGCCUCAUGAACACACUCUUCUGCCUCUUCUGCUUCUUUGUUGGGUGUGAUCUCGGCUGCUGCUUGAUUCCCUGUCUGAUUGAUGACCUCAAGGAUGUGACACACACCUGCCCUUAUUGUAAGGGCUACAUUUACACAUACAAGCGUAUAUGCUAACCACCGACAGCUAUAUGCUACAGAGAAAUGUACAUGCACCCACACUAACUCACAGCUCCUCCUGCUGGUAAUGACAGGCUUCCCCUCCCAAUUUUUGCAAAGUGUUGUAGCCCUCUUAAAUUGUAAGUGCAGUUUUCUCAUUAGUUCACAAAAUAUUUACUGUAUAUAUAUAUAUAUAUAUAUAUAUAUAUUAUAGCAUAAUUCCUUCAUGUAUAGACAUGCAUUUGAAAUGUAAAAAUCUCACGGGCACUAGCACAUCCACAGAGAUGGAUAGGCUGAAGGUGCAUCUGAUCCUGUAUGGAAACCUGAAAAAAAGGCUUGUGAUGUUACGCAUGUUAACAAGAGAGUUAGAAAUCUGGAUAGAUGGACAGCCCUCAGUUAGAGAAAGCUGUGAAAAUGGUCACUUUAUUUAUUUGAAUUCAUCUGUGAAUCUUGCUGAGAAGCAAGCUUAUUGAAGUCAGUCAUGCUGGGUUAACACCUGUUUUUUUCCUAUUUAUUUAAAGUAUUUUAUCCACUAUUAACAAGUUAUUAAGAACUGUGAACAUGUUUGUCCAUGUCUGAUCAUUUUGUUCUAACAGAUCUAGUUUUUUCCUUUUAUCAUUAUCCCUUUUUGAAUGUGAGCAAACUAACGAACCAUUUUCAGCUCGAUAAACUGCUGUAUUUGCUUAUUUGGGAAUGCCUACGAUUGAUGUUACUUGCUAUAUUUAUUAAUCCCCUGGGCCCUUAGUCAGUAGUCACUAAAUGUUGAGUGAUUUACAGUUAAUGCCCCCUGUCCAUGAUGUACUUUAGUUUAAUAAGGAAGCAAAUGUUUGCACUUUAAGUUGGAAUUCAAGUUCCCCUUCUGAUGCAUCUGUCGUUAGUCUGAGAGAUUUGGGCUUUACUGUUACUGAUAGAAUCACACUGAAUUCUAUCUUAGCAAUUUUGUGUUCUGUCUCCCGACAAGUGUGUUGGCAAACAAAUUACAGUGAUGGCAACAUCAUCACAUAACAUUGUUUAGCCUGUUACCCUCCUAAUAUGGCAUCAACCCUUUAAGAUUACUCACAUUGUUCUGAUGCAUGUUCGAUAAUAAAUACAGUUGUCUAUAUUGACUAAUACUAAAUAGCGACCUUUCUCUGCUAGGGAUAUGCUUCAAAUGAGUGAUUGUAUCAGACAUCUUGCAAAAUGACAUUGUGAUUCCACUGAGAUAACUAACAAUAAGACAACCAUAGUAUGCCCACCACAGCAUGUCCCAUCUGCCGUUCACCUUUACUCACAAAGUGCAGUUUGUCUGCAUGAGCCACACA